Molecule: messenger RNA, 342 nt
Organism: Opisthorchis viverrini
Lineage: Eukaryota; Metazoa; Platyhelminthes; Trematoda; Opisthorchiida; Opisthorchiidae
Exons: 2
Coding region: 1-342 (113 amino acids)
Source: RefSeq, a predicted model, not a curated record
AUGCCCCGCCUGCCGCGUUUACCUGCGGUGCUCCAUUUGCCUGCCCCACCCUGCUUCAAGGUCAUGAACGGCCAAUCAGAGGGGUGGGUGCUGCUCCAUUCACCGUGCCUCAUCCGUGUCCACCUUUGCGGCGUAAUGUCCAACGGCGACCUUGUUGACCCAAUCAACCUUCUCCGAGAGAAAGCACAAAAUUCAUCGAAAUGCCGACCAUUCGUUGAGAAGUUACAAGCAUGUGGAGAACGCCAGCCCAAAACUAAGGAAUCUUGUGAAGAAGAAUUCAUCGACCUCCUUGAGUGUUCGGACGCCAUUGUUGCAUCGCAGAUUUUUAAGGUUCUCAAGUGA